Messenger RNA from Paramacrobiotus metropolitanus, 1096 nucleotides. RefSeq lists its product as uncharacterized. Bases 221 to 826 code for a protein of 201 amino acids. NCBI's taxonomy places the organism in Eukaryota, Metazoa, Tardigrada, Eutardigrada, Parachela, Macrobiotidae. The record is from RefSeq and is a predicted model, not a curated record. The transcript has a single exon.
UACGCUACUGUAUUUAUAUUGAACAUUUUCUUUCAGCAAACAUGCUGACAUAUUUUGUCGAUAUUAAAUUUUAAUACAUUUUUACUCGUACUUCACAAGUAAACAAGUUUUCAAAAAGUGAAAAGUUCUUGUAAAUUUGAACUACAUUCUAUUCAGUGGUACCUUAGCGUCCCGAAUAAUUCUUCAGUUGAACGCGAGAAAAAGCACACUUCGCCCAGUCAUGUCGAAUCAGGAUCUAGUAGAGCAAAUCUUAGAUGAUCACAAGGAAAUGCGGGCUUUCAUCGAUAAAAUCCAGCAGACCUGCCCAUCACAACCCGAAGAGGCCACAAAAUGGCUGCAUCAACUGGUGUGGGAGGUGGCUCGUCAUUCCGUGGCGGAAGAACUGAUUCUCUACCCCCUGAUGGAGACUGAACUGGGCGCCGUGGGGAAAAACCUGGCUGACAGUUCCCGUGCGGAUCACCAGCGCACCAAGGACGAUUUGCAGUUUCUGGAGAACAAGACCCUGGCGGAUCCCGCGGCGGUGGCCCGCUAUCGCCAGAUGGCUGACGAAUUGAUUGUGCACCUUAAGAAGGAGGAGGAUGAGGAUCUGACGCAGGUGCGACUAAAUGUCGGCCAGGACAAACUGCUGCAGGCGGGCAAAGAGUUCAAGCGGACCAAGUUUUUUGCGCCCACCCGACCGCAUCCAGAGAAUUCCAUGGAUCCGCGAUUUGAGACGCCGUAUAGUUUGCUGGUGGCGCCUCUGGAUAAACUGCGGGAUUUGUUUCGGAGUUUUCCGGAUCGGGAUCUGGUGGAGAAGGUGGAGGCGGAGGCCACCGGACAUUCGUAGACGCUCGGGAAAUUCCAACGGAAUUUUCCACUGUUAUCUGAUUUGUCAUGUUUGUGAAUCCUUGUUUGGCUUCCAGCUUUAUGAAGUGUUGUGUUAAUCAUGCUCGGUUCAGUAUGAUUUUUUCCAUGAUUUUUAAAAUGAUUUUCAUAAAUUAGGUUUUUCUUUGCUUUGGGACGGAAAUAAAUAAUGUUUCGAUUUCAUGCUACCGGUUAUUUUUUAUGAUACCUAAUUUAUGUAUGUUUGAUUUGAGUAAUAUUUGUAUGUCCUAUG